CCAACGUCCUACAUAAAGAGUGUGGGGCAGGGAGCCUGGGCAGCACAUACUGAGAGAGAGAUUGGGGUGGAAAAAAGGCAUCCAGAAGAAAGAAGGACGACAUUAAUACAGGACGAGACAUGGUGAACUCUGGAGGAAGCGUUCCUGCCGUGGUCUGCCUGGCCAACCUUUGUGUUGCACUUUGUGUAGGAGCUGCAUUGAAGCCAGAUGUGGUGUUGGAGAACAGUGCUACCACACUGAACCAUUCAAUGGCGCUGGUGCAGCGCAUGGAGGCCCUGCUGACCCAGGGAAACGGCAGUGACGUGAUCCUACGCGUUCAGACCUUGAACACGGACGAGGUGAAGGUGAUCCAGGUCCACUCGCUGGUGUUGACUCUACAGAGCGACGUGUUUGACGAGCUCCUACAGACCCGUAACUCCACUGCUAUGGUCCUCAAAGAGACCCCAGACUGUGCAGCUGUCUUUGAUAAGUUCAUUAGGUACUUAUACUGCGGUGACAUCACAGUGCGUCUGAACCAGGCCAUUCCUUUACACAAGCUUGCCAGCAAGUAUCAUGUGUGGGACCUCCAGCAGGGCCUCACCCAAUACAUGACCCAGCACCUGUCCAGCGAUUCGCCUACGGGUCACGUAGUGAGCUGGUACCAAUACGCCACGCAGAUCGGGGAUGUGAGCCUGCAGAACAGUUGCCUACAAUACCUGUCCUGGAACCUGUCAUCGGUUCUUCAGAGCGCCGAGUGGAGCUCCGUAAGCGAAGAACUGCUGCUUUCUCUCUUGCAGCGUUCAGACCUGGUUCUGCAGAGCGAACUGGAACUGUACGAAGCUCUGGAAGCCUGGAUCAACCAGAACCAGCCUUCAGGUGAGACAGCCGAGAACGCACUCAAAGCAAUACGUUACGCCAUGAUAUCACCCCAACACUUGUUCCACCUGCAGAAGAAGUCACCUCUGAUGUUGAAAUAUUACGAAUCCGUACGCGAUCUGCUCUUCCUGGCCUUCCAGUUCCACGCUGCCUCACCCGUCCAGCUCGCAAAGUACUUCGACGUUAACUGCAGCCUCUUCAUGCCGCGUAACUACCUGUCUCCAGCAUGGGGCUCCCCGUGGGUGAUCAACAACCCUACUCGAGACGACCGCAGCUUCAGCUUUCAGACACAGCUCGGACCGAGUGGUUAUGACGCCAGCAAACGCGUGACGUGGAACGCUCUUUUUUCUCCGCGCUGGCUUCCUCUUAGCGUGCGAUCAGCUUACCCAGAGCAGGGAUCCUUGCAGCCCACUCGUACCGAUGGGGGGCGUCCGCGGAUCAUCGUCACACCUGCCACCUCAAGCCCGGACUUUGCUGGCGUCAGCUUUCAGAAGACUGUCAUCGUUUCGGCCCGCAAGCAGGGGAAGGUGGUGGUCCGUCAUGUCUACAACUUCCACCAGAGCACAGAGGAGGCGGGAGACUUUCUGUUGGAAGCGGACCUGCAGCGUAGAGCAUCUGAGUACCUCAUUGACAGCUCGCUCUACCUGCACAUUAUUGUGAAGCCCCUCUACCACAGCCUCAUAGUUGCCAAAAAGUAAGAGUCUAGUUCCUCUACCAUUGAUUUAUAGUAUGUAAUGCCCGGAAAGUUUUAUGUCUAAAACACAUUAUGCAUUUGACAGACGCUUUUAUUUUGCAUCGCAUCACAUUUUGAUUUUACACUCAUAUGGACUUUUUGCAAAUAACAAAUGUUUUGAUCAUCACCAAAUUUUAUUGUUGAUGUCAAAAUUUCAUCUUUUUCAUUUUUUUAAUUCAUUUUCCUAGUGUAUUCAAAAAAAAAGAAAAAGAAAAGAAAAACGCCCAUUUUGUCACCAUUCCAUUUUGUUUCAUUUGGAGAUGAGAUUAAAUUGGUAAAACUGUUAGUAACCUUUUUUUUUACCGUGGUGCAUGAAAGCUCAUCCAAAUUUUAAUAGUAAUUUGAAGUCAAAUUUCUAUAUUACCAUGUUUGGCUUUAAUUUGUCAUCCCUUAAGUUGUACGGUGAGCAUGCUGAUUACUUUCAUAAAAAGAAAAAAGUUACAAACCAAAAAACUUUUUACCUAAUUGUUCUUUGCUGAUUAUCGAAUAAUGCAGUUGCACAUAUUAUUUUAGUUUACAAUGUAAUAUACUAAAUUCAUUUUUUGUUCACUUGUUACAUUGCAAUUCAUGUUGCGUUUCAUUAAAACCACAAUUUCUGAACCUACAAA
This is a messenger RNA of Ctenopharyngodon idella (grass carp), 2196 nucleotides long. It is a transcript of the gene btbd17b, whose product is annotated as BTB (POZ) domain containing 17b. The record is from RefSeq and is a predicted model, not a curated record. The coding region runs from base 120 to 1553 and encodes 477 amino acids. NCBI's taxonomy places the organism in Eukaryota, Metazoa, Chordata, Actinopteri, Cypriniformes, Xenocyprididae. Gene Ontology annotation, molecular function: protein binding. The transcript is spliced from 3 exons.